Molecule: messenger RNA, 908 nt
Organism: Momordica charantia (bitter melon)
Lineage: Eukaryota; Viridiplantae; Streptophyta; Magnoliopsida; Cucurbitales; Cucurbitaceae
Source: RefSeq, a predicted model, not a curated record
CUGUCCUAUAUAAACUACUCUUCUUCAUCAUUCUUCCAUCCCAUUUCUCUUUCUUUUCUGCUUCCAUUUUUCUCUCUUCUCUAGUAGAGUCUUAACAUGGCUACUGCAGAGGUUGUAACACCGGAGAAAGCUCUUCAAGAAGAAACGGCCGAGGUGGAGGCGCCGCCGAAGGUUGAGGAGGAGGCUUCGGUGGCACCACCGCCAGCCGUGGAGGAGCCAAAGGAAGAAGACACCGUUGAAGCUCCUGUUGAGGAUGAAACUAAGGAAGAAGUAGUAGAAGAGGAGGCCAAGGAAGAAGAAGAAGAAGUUGCUGAAGAAGAAAAAAAAGAAGAGCCAGCUGAAGACAAAACAGAGGAAAAAGAAGCAGAGACGGUUGAAGUGGCACCUGAGCCUGAGGUUGAGCCUGAGCCUGUCGUGGAGGAGACUAAAGAAGAGCCUGAAUCAAAGGAGGCGGCUCCGCCAUCGGCACCGGCACCGGCGGAACCGGAAUCCGAAGCUCCGGAGGAAGAAGAGGUUGUGGAGGUGGAGGAGAAGGCGGCGGAAGCCAAAGAGGAAGCUGCAGCUGAGUAAUGUAACAAAAUGGUUUUAGUUUAAUGGGGUUUGAGAAAAAUUUAAUAUUGGUCAUUGAAUUGAAUGCAGAGUUUGUGUAUCUGAACUGUGAGUCAAGUUAGUUGAUCGAGUGGGAGUGUGUAAUAAGGCAAAAGGGGGAAUAGGCAUAGGGAGGGACCUUAAGCUUGUAUUUGUGUUCUGUGGCYGUGGAUACGUCUGUUUGUGUUUGGACUUGGAAUGCCAUGUCUUUGCUACUUUGUUUACACCCUUACAAGUUACAACCAUAUAUCCCUAUGAAAAUAUUGAAUUCAAUGUAAGAGAGAAGAAAACUUCACUAAUAAUGUACUUUUGUUCUUGCC